Molecule: messenger RNA, 771 nt
Organism: Paraglomus brasilianum
Lineage: Eukaryota; Fungi; Glomeromycota; Glomeromycetes; Paraglomerales; Paraglomeraceae
Source: the annotation of a GenBank genome assembly
AUGGCCUCUUCCAAGCGUCUUGCUGUUUUUGACUUUGACUGGUCUCUUAUCGAUGCAAAUUCUGAUGUCUGGAUCUUUGACGAUCUAAGUAAGGAUUUGAGCCUUAAAAUAACUGCACUACACAGGCAGCUUCAAUGGACGGAUUUGAUAGAUCUUUUACUGGGAGAGCUUUAUCAAAAAGGGAUCAAUAAAGAACAAAUACAAGAGUCUCUAGCAAAGAUACCCUUUAGUCCAUCAAUGAUUGAAACUCUUCGAGUAAUGAAAAAUGGCAAUGCCGAUAUUAUUAUCUUAUCCGAUGCAAAUUCAAUAUUCAUUGAAACCAUCUUGAAUGCUUACGGAGUGCACCAUCUAGUAUCAGCCAUCAUCACUAAUCCUGCCGCUUGGGACGAGAACGGAAGAUUACGAGUCCAGAGGCUUAUCAAAGCCACCGACGAACCACACAACUGUUUGAAUGAUUGUUCUGUUAACAUGUGCAAAGGACGAGAAUUAGAGAUUUAUUUAGCAUCGAGUCCCGUGAAAUAUGAUAAAGUUUUUUAUGUUGGCGAUUCAGUAAAUGACUUUUGUCCGGCUACAAAGAUGACCAGUAACGAUACAGUAUUGGUGAGGAAAGGCUUCAGACUGGAAAAGUACCUUAAUGACAAACUAUCGGCAACAACAAAGAUCAAGUCUAAGAUAGUAUAUUGGAAUGACGCAGAAAACAUCUUGCAGAUUAUAAAAAACGAGUUUGCAAACGAAGAGCUGCAGAUCAGCCGGAACAGAAACGUCAGAUAA